CCUGUUAAAAAUGAUAUUUUGGAUAUAUUGGUUUGUCUUUUCUUUUUAAAUGUGGUUCUAAAAUAGUGUAAAAUUAUAUAUGUGGCUCUCAUUAUAUUGGACAGUGCUGCUCCACCCUCACUACAUCCAAUCUUAUUUUCCAUUCCUUCCUUCAGCAGGGAAAUUUCUGAGGGUCAGGAAGGAGAAUCUGAACCUAAAUCCUUGAACACCAAGGGAGGCAUGGCUGCCUGGGUCACUGAAUCUUGGGGAACCAAAAUGAGGCACAAUCAGAUGUGUUGUGAGACACCACCUACUGUCACUGUUCACGUAAAAUCAGGCCCGAAUAGAUCACAUCAGCCUAAAAAAACCAUUAAUCUGAAGCGUCCUAUUUUUAAAGAUAGUUGGCAAGCAUCUGAAAAAAAUGCAUAUAAUAACAAAUCUAAACGCCCUAAAGGACCUUGUCUGGUUAUACAGCGUCAGGAAAUGACUGCUUUCUUUAAAUUAUUUGAUGAUGAUUUAAUUCAAGAUUUCUUGUGGAUGGACUGCUGCUGUAAAAUUGCAGACAAGUAUCUUUUGGCUAUGACCUUUGUUUAUUUCAAGAGAGCUAAAUUUACUAUAAAUGAGCAUACCAGGAUAAAUUUCUUUAUUGCUCUGUAUCUGGCUAAUACAGUUGAAGAAGAUGAGGAAGAAUCCAAGUAUGAAAUUUUUCCGUGGGCUCUAGGGAAAAACUGGAGAAAACUGUUCCCUAAUUUCUUAAAGUUAAGGGACCAACUCUGGGAUAGAAUUGAUUAUAGGGCUAUUGUAAGCAGACGAUGCUGUGAGGAGGUUAUGGCCAUUGCACCAACUCAUUAUAUCUGGCAACGAGAACGCUCUGUGCACCACAGUGGAGCUGUAAGAAACUACGACAGAGAUGAAGUUCAACUGCCCCGGGGACCUAGUGCCACACCAGUAGAUUGUUCACUCUGUGGUAAAAAAGGAAGAUAUGUUAGACUGGGAUUGUCUUCAUCAUCAUCUUCAUCCAGUGACACAGGAGAGCUAAUGGAAAAACACUCUCGGGAAUCACACAACUCAUUAUCAAAGGACAUAAUAGGUGCUCCUUCUCAUGCUUAUAGCUAUUCUCAAGUAGCCAAAGACCAUCAAUCAAAGAAAGGAAAGAACACUAAUUUCAUGAAGACAGACAAAUCCAUGGAGUGGUUUACAGGAAGUGAAGAAUGAGAUGGCUCAUCUAAAGCAACUUGGAAUCAUUAGCUACAAAAACUAAAUGCAAGACAUAUGUCAAAAUGGGACAUUUAAGCAGUUUUGCAAAGUUUCACAUCUUUUUUUAGCUUUUGUUCUUUUUCAAAGUUAUAUGUAAAAGUUAUACAAAUCAUAGUAACAGCUAAAAAUACUAAUCUAUGAAACUAGUGAUUUAUAGCUUAAAGUUCUAGUUUGAUAUUUUUCCAUCUUCAAAUAGGUUGCCAUCAUUUGGGAUACUCAGUUAAGUUGUGGUUUGAACUUCCUCAACUUGACAAGAAAAGCUAAUUUAAGAGAAGAAAAAAAAUAAGGUCAUUAUAUUACAUUAAUUAAAAUAAAAAAUAAUUUAAUAUGGCCUGAAAACAUUACUCACCUGUAUGACCAGCUUGCCAAUGUAUAGGUCUGGCAAUAUAGGGAAAUGAUCCAUAUGGAAAAUCAGAAUGUGAUCCUUCUGUUAUAGAACAAAAUAUGUACUAUAAGCUACAUAAAUAUUUUAUAAUUUGUUUAUAUUAACUGUUAAAAUAUUAAUUACUAUCCCUUUACUGAAGUUUUUUCCUCAGUCUUUUUUUUUUUUAAAGCCAUUUGUUUUGGAAAUACUCUGCCAGAAACUAUACAGAAACAAUUCAUCAAUGAUUAUAUAAUAACUUUAUCAUAUGGUUUUAUAACCAAAAGGAUAAGCCCAUAUCAUAAAUCAAUGGAUAUCUGAAAACUUUUUCAUGGUCUAAAUAAUGUGUAUAAUACAACAAGAAGCUAAAUUUAAUUCUCUGAAGAAUUCCAGCAGCAUCUUAGGGGAGAUGCUUUUUGCAAUAAUAGCUAUCUGCAUAUCAGGUCAUAUUAAAUUCAUCAGUAAUAAUAAUCACUGAUCUAUGUUUUAAACAUCCUUUAGUAUAUUUAAAUUAUUCCACAAACCAAGCUCAUGUGACAAACAAUAAAUAUGAAUCAUAGACAAUGUCCAAUUCUUCAAAGAUACCAGAAUUUUAAAAGUACAAAAAGUCAUUAUUUCUUCUAUUCAUUCUAGGAAUAUUUUUUGUUAUAUAAUGGUCAAUACACUUAAGAAUCCAUUCUCCAUUUAUCACAAACAGAUGCACAAAGUAAAAUUGAAGCUCACCAUGGUCAUUCUCUUGAAAAAUCUCACUUUCAACUCCAGUUUCCUUUUGGGUAUGUAAUUGUAAAUCUUUGUUGAUUUUAGGUUCUACUUUUUGAACUAAAAUUCCAUUUUUCUGUUUUGCAAGGCAAACCAACCAAUCUCUGACAAUGACUUCGCUUAUCUUUUCACAUGACAGAGCAAGUUCACAGAUGCGAAUUCCAUCUAAAAGUUCAAUAACCUGUGUGAUGCUUUUAGAAAAGUGAAAAAUAUACCUUUACAUUUCUACCAAAAUAAUAACUCUACAUUUAUUUUAAGUUCACUGUACAUCUUACCCAAAUUUAAGUGAUAUUACCCAAAUUUAAAUGCUAUAUGUAAUUAAAUUAAGGGGGAGGGGAUUAAAAAUGCAAGUUGACACAUAAGUAAUGUCACAUACUAAAUAAAAAAUAGACAUUAAUUUAACUUUAGUGUUCACAUUAUGAUUUGAAAACUUCUUCCCAAUUGUUGGAAGAAACAUGUAUCUUAUUAUUUAUGUAAAAGGAUGAUUUAAAUAGCAAUAUAACUGAAUUUGGACCAUAUGUCAUGUUUUGCCUUAGUUAUAAUAUGAAUGUAUAUACCCAGUUACAAUAUGAACAUUUUAAUCCAGUAUUUAGGAAAAAUAAAAAGUGUAUUUAAAAAUCACAUUAGAAAGAAAAUUGUCCCUAUUACUCACUUUGCUAGAUAUACAGCACAUACACCACCCUGUUUAAGAUUUGGAUAUAAAACAGGCAAAGCAACUUGAGGGUUUAACAUAUCCAAAGCUACCUGUGGGGAAGGGGGAAAAAUGAAAUGCAUCAGUCUGAUUGUUUAAAUAAAGCAUGGGUUUUCUAUUCUUAA
Ictidomys tridecemlineatus (thirteen-lined ground squirrel) is the source of this 3172-nucleotide messenger RNA. The record is from RefSeq and is a predicted model, not a curated record. NCBI's taxonomy places the organism in Eukaryota, Metazoa, Chordata, Mammalia, Rodentia, Sciuridae.